Molecule: messenger RNA, 1134 nt
Organism: Arctia plantaginis
Lineage: Eukaryota; Metazoa; Arthropoda; Insecta; Lepidoptera; Erebidae
Source: the annotation of a GenBank genome assembly
AUGGUAAUCCUUUCAAGUAUCGUCGGUUGGCUGAUGAUAUACUUCGCAAAAGAUAUUACAACAUUAAUGAUUGGAAGAUUUUUGAGUGGUUUGACUGUAGGAGCCACAGUACCUUUAGAAACCAUUAUAAUAAAAGAAUAUAUGGCUCCUAAAUACAAGGGAGCAUUUUUGUAUCUUAAAAACGCAGCACUCUGCACGGGUGCUACAAUCAUGCACAUUAUAAGUAGAUGUUUGGACUGGAGAACUAUCGCUUUAGUAGCUUUGGCACCCCUUUUAAUGGACUUGCUAAUCGUUUACACCUGGCCUGAAAGUUCGGCGUGCCGAGCUUCAAAACAAUUUGAGACAAGUGAUCACACCAUUAACAGUAACAGAGGUAAUACUAAAUCUUCCAGAUAUCCACUAGGACAUUGGAGACUAUCAACAUCUAAAUUCAAACUAACAUGUUUGGACGGGGUGGUGGAUUUUUGUCGGCAAUUUAAGCAAAAGGACUUUUUUAAACGUCUUAUGAUUAUGAUUUUAUCUACCUUAGUCCUCGUUAUGAGCGGCAAACACGUGUUCUUCUCUUACGCUUUGCAGAUAAUGGCUGAUAUAACUGGGGAGAUCACUCAGUCUUUCUACUAUAGCCUGGGCAUCGAUAUUGCGAUUACAGCCAGCGCAUUGUUUGCAGCAGUCCUUGGCAAAAUUAUAAAUCCUCGGACACUAUUUUUUAGUACUGGAUUUUCAGCUUUAUCUGUCCUUAUGUCCCUUUGCAUGUACCUGUUUUUUACUUCCAAAGGUAUGAUAGUUACGGAUAAAACAUGGAUUUCUGUGAAUUUACUUGGAGUGUAUUUUAUGCUUGCGAAUUUUGGAUGUGCUUCAAUACCUUUGACAUUGGUUGGAGAAAUAUUUCAUUUGAAUAAUAAAGGAGUCAGUCCAGCUCUAUCUCAAGUAUGGAUAUCUAUCUGUCUGACGGACAGACGUUUCCAAGCCCUGCAGGCAACUAUUGCGUCCUUGAAGGAACAGAAUUCUGAACUUCGUAACAGUGUUGGCAUGAUGUCUGCAAAAUAUGACGAGUUUUUGUCGAAGAUAUCAUGUCUUGAGAAGGAGAGACAAGACGACAAAAAAAUGACUAAACAACUCGAAGAAAAACGUUAG